CUCGAGGCCAUUAUGGCUGAAGGAUUUUAGGAGAGAUACAGACUAUGGCAAAGAAGAGAGGAACAGAGACCCUCUUCUUUGUUCUCUUUCUGGACUGUUGGCAAGCACAGUCAAUCCAUAUCCUUGACGUGGCCACAUGAGUGUCAGCAGAAGGCUUGAAGUCAGUCCAUGGCAUCCUAGGGGAGACUGUUGACCCAGUGCUUUUCCAUUUAUACCUUCAUUUUUGUAUUCGUCAGUGACAACAUCAGGAAAUCCUUGUGCUUAUCAAACAGAUCAGGUUCAAAUACUGAAUUUUCAUCAAGUUCAAAAAAUUUGGAUGAAGGUUUGUCUAAACUAUUCGUGAACAUAGGAAUGCAGAUAAUCUCCUCGAGAUCCUGUGUGCAUUUCCUUUGGAUAUAUACACAUAGUUGGGACUGCUGGACAUACGAUGAAAUUCUACUGCAAGUGUUUUCCAAAGUUCCAUCUGAUGAAACAAGAACAGCAGGAAAGUCAAUUACAAAGAGAGAAGUGAAAGAAAGUUAUCCUCAAAAAAAGAGCUUGAAAAAUAUUGAAUUUGUAUCAAGUUCAAAUAAACGAGGAGAACAUUUAUCUAAACUAUUCAAUGAAAUUCUACAGCAAGUGUUUUACAAGGUUCCGUAUGGGACACCAUUUGAUGAAGCAAGAACAUCAAGCAAAUCAAUUACAAAGAGAGACAUGAAUUCAGAAAUUUUCACCAAAGGGACCAGUGUUCCUGGGUAUUCUACUGCACCAAGGUUUCUCCUUGGCAGCAUGGACAGAAUUUCUAUUAGUGGUCACAAUUCAGAGAAGAGGGAUAAAGAAUCCUCUCUCUCCAACAGAGAUGUAAAUGAGCCAUUUUCUGCUAUAGAUAAAGAAACACUUGAAGAAGCAGUUAGGACAGGUGUUCAAAAUAAGAACGUACCGUGUGCGCAGCUUCUGCAGUUCCUCCAGAGGAACAUCAUCAUUGCUGCCGCCUCAGUGGCGGGAGUCCUUGUGGUCACAGUGUUGCUGCUGCUGGCCUUGACCACAUGCAUCAGGAGGAAACAACUAUCACAUUCUCCAGCGAACAUGACAUAUAAUAUUUUUAUUCUGAAUGGGAAGACUUGGUGGCAGAAGUUUCAAGAAAAGAACCCCAGAAAACACAGUGAUAAACAGAAACGGUUGUUGAAGAGCAAAUCCCGUGUCUAAGCCAGCUGGUGGGGCCAGCCAAACCAGGACUGGAAGCUGUGAGGCCAGGCAGUUCUCCACCUGGACACCACGGAGAGGCAUUUGGAUUUCUGGCUGUGAGGUGUGCUCUACAAAAUGUUGACCUUCUGUCAAUCUCGAAUGGACCAAGACACAAAUGUUGUACCACAGGAUGCUUAUAGUGUGGUAUGGCUCUAAUGGCUAGUGCAGGAGACACAGUACAUUUGCCCAAAGACAAACCUGACCAACUACCGAUUUAUUUAUUUAUUAAAGCAUCGGUUCUCUGA
Messenger RNA from Zalophus californianus (California sea lion), 1469 nucleotides. RefSeq names its product chromosome 8 C2orf92 homolog (gene C8H2orf92). The transcript is spliced from 11 exons. The coding region runs from base 352 to 1185 and encodes 277 amino acids. Lineage: Eukaryota; Metazoa; Chordata; Mammalia; Carnivora; Otariidae. The record is from RefSeq and is a predicted model, not a curated record.